This is a messenger RNA of Diospyros lotus (date-plum), 753 nucleotides long. Its product is annotated as histone H1-like. Gene Ontology annotation, biological process: nucleosome assembly; negative regulation of DNA recombination; chromosome condensation. The record is from RefSeq and is a predicted model, not a curated record. Lineage: Eukaryota; Viridiplantae; Streptophyta; Magnoliopsida; Ericales; Ebenaceae. The transcript is spliced from 2 exons. Bases 133 to 600 code for a protein of 155 amino acids. Gene Ontology annotation, molecular function: nucleosomal DNA binding; double-stranded DNA binding. Gene Ontology annotation, cellular component: nucleosome; nucleus.
CGCAAAAACCAAGCAUUUCAAAUGUGGGAUCCCAAACUUCAAAUUCUCCGUAACAGAGCCACGACUCGCGUCUCCAUUGUCUAUAAAAAUCUCUUGCGCAGAAUUACUAGCUGAAGCUACACGCAUCCAUCCAUGGCCAUUUCAAAGAAGCCCUCAAAGUCUAAGCCUAAGCCCAAGUCCGACACCCAUUCUCCUCCUCCUCCAGCUCAUCUUCAUCCGCCUUACUUUCAGAUGAUAGGUGAAGCUAUAUCUUCGUUGAAGGAGCGCACGGGUUCAAGCCAGCCAGCCAUUGCCAAGUUUAUGGAAGACAAGUACAGAACUCUGCUUCCCCCAAAUUUCAAGAAAAUUUUGUCCGUUCAACUGAAGAGGUUCGUGAGAUCGGAGAAGCUUGUCAAGCUGAAGAACUCCUACAAGAUCUCUACGCCCCAGAAGAAAAUUGCUGCCCCGCCGAAGAAGAACAGCUUGGGGGCUAAGAAUACGGCCGAUAAGGACGGCGAGAAGCGGGCGGCGAAAAUGAAGCGACUGAGUCAGGUUAAGACUCCUGAAUCUAUGAACAAGAGAGUCGUCAAAGCUAGGGCUAGGGCUAGGGCUAGGGUUUGAAUUGUUAUUAUUUUUAAAUUUUAAUGGCGGUUUGAAUGUAGCAGACAAAUGUUUUUUUGCGAUUGAUUUAGGUCUCUUCAUUUCAGGUGUGUUUGUUUGUGUGAUUUAAGUUAAAGUGGAUGUUUUUUUUUUUUUUUUUUGUGUGUGUGAUGG